Messenger RNA from Oryza sativa Japonica Group (Japanese rice), 2255 nucleotides. RefSeq names its product probable beta-1,3-galactosyltransferase 2. NCBI's taxonomy places the organism in Eukaryota, Viridiplantae, Streptophyta, Magnoliopsida, Poales, Poaceae. The record is from RefSeq and is a predicted model, not a curated record. Gene Ontology annotation, cellular component: Golgi membrane. Gene Ontology annotation, molecular function: galactosyltransferase activity.
GAGCCAGACAAAUUAAAAACAAGAAUACAAAAACAGACAAAUUAAAAAACAAGAAUACACUCAAAAACCAAACACGGUUGAGAACUUCAGAUACAUCCAUCUAGGUAAGCGACGGAGAAGCCGAAGCCGAUGCGUUCGCUUCACCUGCCUCGUCUUCUUCUCCUCCUCCUCCGAAGAUCUUGACGGUCGGCCAGUUAUUAUCACUGCCCGCUUCUUGCUUCUUGCAGACUUGCAGUUGAGUUAAUUACUGCGGCUGUGCAGGAGAAAUGGCGUGUUUUGGUGGGAGGAGUAUAUCCAAAGUUUGGAUCUAAAACUUCAGUCCUUCUCCAUCAUAUUAAUCUAUCAUAGUAUACUAGUUGCUGCUCCUCGCUGCUUCUGCGUCUCCUCCACGAGACCACGACCGACGCCCCCACAUGGGUCUCAUGGUGGUGUGAGCUGAGCUGCUUGCUGCUCAAGUGGUGAGAAGGUAGAGAGAGAGAGAGAGAGAGAGAGCUGAGCUGCAAGAAAGGCUCACCCAUCGAGGACACCAAAACAAGUCAAGAACGAACGACUCGUGAUCCGUCCAUGGGUUGCUCUCCUGUCAGGCGCAUGAGAUUCUGAGGCGGAGGAAGAGGAGAGAAAGGAGGAAGAAGAGCAAGAUAGCGGCGGCGGCGAUGAGCUGGAGGAAAGGAGGAGGAGGGGAUGGAGGGGUGUCGAGGAGAUGGGCCGUGCUGCUCUGCCUCGGGAGCUUCUGCCUCGGCCUGCUCUUCACCAACAGAAUGUGGACACUGCCUGAGGCAAACGAGAUUGCUCGACCAAACGGAAAUGGAGACGAAGGCAACACGCUAGUUGCCGCGGAGUGUGGUCCUAAAAAGCAGGUCCAACAUCCCGAUUACAAAGAUAUAUUGCGGGUUCAAGAUACUCAUCAUGGUGUACAAACACUAGAUAAGACAAUAGCAAGCUUAGAGACAGAACUCUCAGCUGCAAGAUCUCUACAAGAGUCCUUGCUCAAUGGUUCCCCAGUUGCAGAAGAGUUCAAACUUUCCGAGUCAAUCGGGAGGCGGAAGUACCUUAUGGUGAUCGGCAUCAAUACUGCAUUUAGCAGUCGGAAGAGAAGAGAUUCCAUACGUUACACCUGGAUGCCUCAAGGUGAAAAAAGGAAGAAGCUUGAAGAAGAGAAGGGGAUCAUCAUUCGUUUCGUCAUUGGCCACAGUGCUAUAUCAGGUGGAAUUGUUGAUAGAGCAAUUGAAGCAGAGGACAGAAAACAUGGUGACUUCAUGAGAAUUGAUCAUGUUGAAGGAUACCUUGCACUAUCUGGCAAAACCAAGACAUACUUUGCUACGGCUGUUUCAUUGUGGGAUGCAGACUUUUAUGUGAAGGUUGAUGAUGACGUGCAUGUAAACAUAGCAACACUUGGACAGAUUUUAUCUAAUCAUGCAUUGAAGCCCAGAGUAUAUAUUGGAUGCAUGAAAUCUGGACCUGUCCUAACUGAGAAGGGUGUGAGAUACUAUGAACCUGAGCAUUGGAAAUUUGGCGAACCAGGAAACAAAUAUUUUCGGCAUGCUACUGGUCAAUUGUAUGCUAUUUCAAAAGAUCUAGCAACCUACAUAUCUAUAAACAGACAUGUCCUCCACAAGUAUAUAAAUGAGGAUGUUUCAUUAGGAAGUUGGUUUAUUGGAUUAGAUGUCGAGCAUAUCGACGACCGGAGACUUUGUUGUGGUACUCCGCCUGAUUGCGAGUGGAAAGCUCAGGCGGGGAACACCUGCGCCGCGUCAUUCGACUGGAGAUGCAGCGGCAUAUGCAACUCGGAGGGGAGGAUCUGGGAGGUGCACAAUAAGUGCGCCGAAGGGGAGAAGGCGCUUUGGAACGCAACCUUCUAGCGUGACCGAAACAACCGGUCAAACAAAAAAAAGGAAAAAACCGGAAGCACAAGCAGGAACUUCCUCCUGCUUAUAGUAGGUGUGCUGUACAUUGGCCACGGUCUGUUUGUAUGUAAUUCUUGUGUAGUUUUUAGCUGUGAUGAUUCGUUUCUGUAACUGGGUCUGGAUGAACACCGACGAAGCGGACCACAAUUUUACGUAGCGUCUGUCUGCCGGUGGCGGUGAAGGAGGUGGGUAUACCAGCUGAUAUUGCAUUCUUUGGAGAAGAGGUAAAAUGUUUUUGAGUUUUUUGAGGUGGUCAUUUUGUAUCGAUCUCCUGUACUGUAUACUGUAUAUGGCUGCCAUGAUGUAUGACCAAAAUAAAACUUACCUGAUGAUGCUUCAUUUCGAUGACUA